Molecule: messenger RNA, 891 nt
Organism: Neocloeon triangulifer
Lineage: Eukaryota; Metazoa; Arthropoda; Insecta; Ephemeroptera; Baetidae
Product: homeobox protein Nkx-3.2-like
Exons: 3
Coding region: 1-891 (296 amino acids)
Biological process (GO): cell differentiation; regulation of transcription by RNA polymerase II
Cellular component (GO): nucleus
Molecular function (GO): DNA-binding transcription factor activity, RNA polymerase II-specific; RNA polymerase II cis-regulatory region sequence-specific DNA binding
Source: RefSeq, a predicted model, not a curated record
AUGACGGCCCAAGUGAACGAGCCCCCGGAGACCUGCACGGCCUCCGGGGAGCAGCAGCCCCCGCAGCCCACCCCCUUCUCAAUCAGCGACAUCCUGAAGCGUUCGGCCGCCGCCGCCAUGGGGGCGGCGCGGAGGCCGUUUCUGCCGCACCAGCCCUUGCUGUCACCUCUCGCGCACCUCACGCUCACGUCGCCUCCGGAGGCGGCCGUUUCUUUGCCGCCCCCGCUCAUGCCGGCCGUCACCCUGCUGCAGCUGCAACAAGAGGUGGCCCUCGACAUGACCAGGAAGAACGCGCUCAGCAUUUUGAAAGCAGCAGACGCAGAGCGCGUGGAAAGCGAGCGUCGCCUUCACUGCGGAGACCUGAACGCCGGCGACCCGUCCGUCCAGCUGUCGAACACCCUCAACAAACCACGCAAGAAACGCUCGCGGGCCGCCUUCUCGCACGCUCAGGUCUACGCCCUGGAACGAAGGUUCAACAGCCAAAGAUACCUCUCCGGCCCCGAACGGGCCGAACUCGCGCACAACCUCAAACUGACUGAAACACAGGUGAAAAUCUGGUUCCAAAACCGGCGGUACAAGACCAAACGCAAGCAGAUUCUGCACCAGCAAGACCUGAUGAGCAUGACCGCCUCCACGUCCCCCGGCCCCGCCAAGAAGGUCGCCGUCAAGGUGGUCAUGAAGGACGACAGGGUGCUGUACAAAAACGACCUGCCAGCAGCGCGAUUUCCGCCCCUGCCGCCCCUCUUCCCUGCAGCGGCCGCCGCCUAUUACUAUUACUACCAAAACCCGCACCUUUACCCCGGGGGCCAUCCCGGAACUGCCUCCAGUGGGGACGGCUCGCCACCUCCGUCUGCGUGUUCCAGAUCCAUCAGCCCCGUCGAAAUUAAUUGA